AUGGCUUCAGAUCAACCCCCAUGGCAUGCAGCUUAUCCCGCGCCAAGAAGAGUCGCAACCACUCUACCUAGCCAGGAGUUGUUGCAGUGGUUUCGAGACGGUAAAAGAGACUAUGUCCUAGUCGAUUUGCGACGCACAGAUUUCGAAGGCGGUACCAUUCGAGGAUCGUUGAAUCUCCCCGCCCAAAGCCUGUAUCCAUCGAUUCCGACCAUUUAUUCUCUUCUAUCGCAGAGUAAUGUGAAGUAUGUUGUUUGGUACUGCGGCUCAUCGAGAGGCCGAGGGGUGCGCGCCGCUGGUUGGUUCGCGGAUUAUUUGGAAGAACAGCAGGAUACAACUCUGCAGAGCCUUGUACUUGAAGGGGGUGUCAAAGGGUGGGUUGCCGCAGGUCCAGAAUACACCGAGCUAAUGAGCGAGUAUGACGAGAGUGUCUGGAAAGAAUUGAAAUCCGAGUAG
Messenger RNA from Talaromyces proteolyticus, 453 nucleotides. Its product is annotated as Rhodanese-like domain-containing protein. Gene Ontology annotation, cellular component: cytoplasm; nucleus. Lineage: Eukaryota; Fungi; Ascomycota; Eurotiomycetes; Eurotiales; Trichocomaceae. The transcript is spliced from 3 exons. The coding region runs from base 1 to 453 and encodes 150 amino acids. The record is from RefSeq and is a predicted model, not a curated record. Gene Ontology annotation, molecular function: protein tyrosine phosphatase activity.